AUGACAUGCACAAAGACACAAGUGUCCGACCCAACAAGUGAUUUUUAAACAUCCAAAGUAUGCUUAUAGUCCAAUUAUUCCACAGGUUAUCAAUUUUUGUGAUGACGUACAAUUAGGCCAGUCAUUUGUAACGAGCUAAUCUAUCGGAUAGUGCUUUUGUUUGCGUACUCAAGCCUGUAAAGCUGCCGGAUCAGUUUUGCCAGCUACUAGCUAUUGUAGCAACAAUGCGUCUUUUGGCCGAGCUGCUUCAAAGCGUUCUUGUGGGCUUAACAGUUGUAAAAUGUACAAUUCUCGUUGGCCUUUUGAGAAUCGCCUCCUCACUUCCUUUCCUGAAGGAAAGACUCCAAGAGUACGAGGAAAAGCAUAAUCUAGUCCCUUACCAAAACUUCUGGGACAAUUACGGUGGGAAACAAAUGCUUGCAGUUGUUUUAAAAAUUUUUCUCGGGGAUUUAAAGAAGACCGCUGUACUCGGUUCGUCCGCCCCAAACUGCAAGUUAGUCACCACAGACGGAAAACCUUGUAAGCUACUGGAUUUCGCACGAGGAACUCGGCCUCUGAUUGUUAACUUUGGCAGUCGCAGCUGACCACCUUUCUUGUUUAAUUUCCUGAACAACUUCACGAACGUUGUUCAGGGAUUUCAAGAUAUGGCAGACUUUGUUAUCGUGUACAUCUGCGAAGCACAUCCUACAGAUGAAUGGCGGUGGAAUGUAAGUUUUUGUUUGUUUGUUUCUUCAGUUUAUUACGUAAUCGAUACGUAAGAAUUCUUUAACAGUGUUUCCGUAGCGGCCUUUUUCAAGGAGUAAAACAAUGAUGAAAAUAUUUGCAUGAGAUUGGAAAAUAAUUUCCUAAAAGGAAAUGGUUUAGUCCUGGCUUACCGUGGCCGCGUGGCCGCUGCGAAAACAAUUCUAUAAUCUGGUCUUUGAAUAGUGCUUAUACUUGACACGUUAUCUUUAAUUGCCAAAUCUGCUCUUAAGAAUGAAAGACGUAAUUUCAGCAAAAAAAAUCCUUAAAACUUAAGGAUAAAUAUGGUUAAUUGACACUUAAAAGUCGUGAAAUUCCAGUCCUUCACUUAUAAAUAUAAUUACAACGUAAAUAGAGAAGCUAUGAGAAGAACUUAGAACAGUGAAUUAUACCUUAAAAUAUACUUUAAUUCUAGAGGAUCCAUGACCAACUAUGGUCACUGCUAAGAAAUGAAUUAAAAGGGCAAUUCUUUGGUGUCUUCGUUUCUCUUUAGCCCUUGAGGGUCAAUGCGACAUCUUUGGAAUCAUAUACGGCAAUCUCAGCACAAUUUUAGUUUCCCAGUAAAUAACUCAAUAGAUAUAUUUGGGAUGACAAUAGAUAAUAGGCUCUCUUUUGAUAACCACGUAUCAGUUAUCUGUAAGAAAAUAAAUAAUCAAUUUAACGUCAUGCUUAGAUUUCGGAAACUUAUUAAUAAGGAGACGCUAUUGAAGCUUUAUAAAGCCUUUAUUUUGCCACAUUUUUACUACUAUUCUUCUGCGUGGCAUUUCUGUGGUGCGCGCAACGCCGAUAAAGUGGAUAACCUAAAUAAGCGCAUUCUUAGGUUUAUACUACAGGACUACAGCUCUCCAUAUGACAUUUUACUGAGCAAAGUUAACAUGAAAUCUCUAUUCAUUAGACGCCUCAAGAACGUCAUGAUCACAUUAUAUAAGAGUCUGUUCUUUACGAAUUAUCCAGGUUAUUUAAAAGAUAUGUUCACCGUACGGUCUUCAUCCUACAAUUUGCGCGGAAAUCAUAUCCUGGCCCUUCCCAACCCAAAAACAUCGACUUACGGUCUGCACUCUUUUUCAUACUUAGCUAGCAAAAUAUGGAACUCUCUCCCAGACACGUACAAAACAUUAAAUUUUCUAGAAUUCAAGCAGGAGAUCCUCAGAUAUGAAGCUUUUCCACAGUAGAUUUACAAGUUAUAUUUCCCUUUGCAUGCAUAAUGUUGUAUAUAGUUUAUAAAUAAUAUUGGAAUUGUAAUAUAGCAUAUUUUAUUUUAUUUUAACUUAUUUUCUCGAAUACAUCAGCUCUAUAGCUACUCUAUAAAUUUCGAGCAUAAAUAAAGUAUAUUUGUGACAUUUCUACCAUUUUCAUAUAUUUUCCUUUCUGGCCUUUUUUACAGAACAACGUUGAGAUCUUGCAGCACAGAACUUUACAAGAGCGUUGUCAGGCAGCUGAAAUGUUAAAAAAAACCAGUGGAUGCUCGACUCCAAUCUUGGUUGAUACUAUGGAUAACGAAGCCACUGAAGCGUAUGGUGCCUACCCGGAGAGACUCUUCAUUAUACAAGAUAGAAAAAUCGUGUACGAGGGAGGAACAGGGCCGCAUAACUAUAAGUUAGGGGAGGUAAAAAAAUGGCUAGCGGUGUAUAAAGCUAGUCGAUAG
Molecule: messenger RNA, 2386 nt
Organism: Porites evermanni
Lineage: Eukaryota; Metazoa; Cnidaria; Anthozoa; Scleractinia; Poritidae
Source: the annotation of a GenBank genome assembly